AUGGACUAUGAGAAUAUGCCUAUUGACUUCUCCUCACAUUCCUCCUAUUGCAAGAAAUCCUCGACGUUCCAGGUAAGAGUUUGCCUACCUGCUGUUGUUUACCAUCCGAUACCACAUGCGUUCAAAAACCUUGAUAUGGAAAUGGAUGAUCUAGUCAUUGAGGAGUCCUUACACAUACAAACAACAAAUAUGAUUUGUUCAAAAAAUGAAGAACUGGAAGUAAAAGAUGUUCUGAGUAAUUCAAUCAAAACUUUGAGAAGAGGACUUUCCGAUGUUACUAAUAGAAGUGAAAUUUUCGAUAUUUCAGCCCCCGGUUUUGUCCAGCGGAGUCACCAAAAUCCAGAAAAUCGUUUUUUGCUAAGCCGCAAUUAUUGCGUGCAAAUAGCAUGCAUAACAAUAGGAAAAGAUGUUUCCCUUCACAUAGUUUGGACAAUAAGAGAACUCUCCAACAUGUUCCGCAUCUUCUACUACCACAAGCACUACAACUACAACGAAAAGGAGAUCAUCGUUGAUGCUUCGAGUUCAAUCCUCCUCUGUGCUCGAAGUCAGCAGCCAUCAUCAUCUCCCCCAGCUCCUCGAUGUGGUCCGUAA
Molecule: messenger RNA, 591 nt
Organism: Strongylus vulgaris
Lineage: Eukaryota; Metazoa; Nematoda; Chromadorea; Rhabditida; Strongylidae
Source: the annotation of a GenBank genome assembly